Molecule: messenger RNA, 3064 nt
Organism: Stomoxys calcitrans (stable fly)
Lineage: Eukaryota; Metazoa; Arthropoda; Insecta; Diptera; Muscidae
Gene: tos
Product: exonuclease 1
Exons: 3
Coding region: 192-2231 (679 amino acids)
Biological process (GO): DNA recombination; mismatch repair
Cellular component (GO): nucleus
Molecular function (GO): 5'-3' DNA exonuclease activity; 5'-flap endonuclease activity; DNA binding
Source: RefSeq, a predicted model, not a curated record
UUUAAGUGUGAACUACCCAUUGAAAUGUUAACUUGUGAUACAAAUUGGCAACUACGGCAAAAUCAUAUGCUCAUAAAAAAAGUGGCUACUCUACUCAUUCUCCCGCCCAAUUCCACAUAUACAAAAACAUUGUAAACAAACGAUAGAAAGAAAAACUAGAAAAAUAUUAAUAAAAAUCCAUCGGUCUUGCCAUGGGAAUCUCAGGUUUAAUACCCUUCUUGGAAAAGGCUUCCAAACCUGUGGACAUAAGAGAGUUACAAGGCACAUCCGUUGCUGUGGACAGCUACUGUUGGCUUCAUAAGGGUGUUUUUGCGUGUGCAGAAAAAUUGGUUAGAGGUGAAGAUACUGAUAUUUAUAUCCAAUACUGUCUAAAAUUUGUGGAAAUGUUGAAGAGACAUAAAAUAAAAGUCAUAAUGGUAUUUGAUGGAAGGCACUUGCCAGCGAAAGCCGAAACUGAGAGAAAGAGAAGAGAGGCUCGCCAGGAAAGUAAAAAACUGGCUAAGGAGUAUCUUCGUCAAAAUGAUAUUGAAAAGGCAAGAUCUCAUAUGAGAAGAGCCGUUGAUGUUACCCAUGAAAUGGCACUGCGACUAAUUAAGGCUUGUAGAGAAAGGAAUGUUGAUUGUAUAGUGGCACCAUAUGAGGCGGAUGCACAAAUGGCUUGGCUCAAUAAACAAGGUUUGGCCGAGUAUAUUAUAACUGAAGAUUCAGAUUUGACAUUGUUCGGUGCUUUAAGGGUAUUAUUUAAGCUGGACCUCCAAGGUAAUGCCUUAUUGGUUGAGAGCAAUAAAUUGCAUUUGGCAAUGGGCUGCAAACCAGAAAAAUACACUUUCGACAAAUUCCUAAGAAUGUGCAUUUUAUCAGGAUGUGACUAUUUAGACUCUCUUCAAGGCAUUGGUUUAAAAAAAGCAUGUAAAUUUAUAAUGACAACAGAAGAAGACGAUAUGACCAAAGCGCUAAAGAAAAUGCCACAAUACCUCAAAAUGAGGCAGUUGGAGGUCACAGAUAAAUAUAUAGAAAACUUUUUGAAGGCAGAAGCUACAUUUAAGCACAUGUAUAUUUACAAUCCUUUGAAAAAACGAAUGGAAAGGCUGCAUGACUUAGACGUAUUUGGAACAGACGAAAAACAUUGUAGCAAUGCGGGAUCAUUGUUGGAUGAUGAGGAUCUGGCAUUUCAAUUAGCUUUGGGAAAUCUUAAUCCCUUUACCUUGCAAAAAAUGGAUGAUUGGCACCCAGAGAAAAGUUGGUCAAAUACAGGAAGUAAAAGUCGGCACCCAAGUAUUUGGAAAUCUUCUAUCUCUUCAAUACAAAACAACGAUAGUACAAGUAACGAUAAAUACAAAGGCGCGCUUUUGCCAUUUAAAAAAAUAGAAUACAAGAACAUGGCAGAGACAGAAUUACAAGAACAAUUGUCACAGGAAAAUUCAAAACUUGAAGAAGCAGAGGUGUUUUCAAUCUAUAAUUUGGGAAUAUCGAAUAGAAAAAGAAAACGAGUGUCAUCAGAUAGCAGCGACGAUACAGAACAGCCUAGUCAAGAAUCUGUUAAAACGCCAUCAAAAUCACAUAACCCCUUUGCUGUUAGUUAUGUACCUACAGAAGAUAAACCAAAUUCGCCCGUUUGCACAAAUAGAUCAUUGCUGAAGGUAUUAAGUCCUCACAAAAAUCAAACCGAACCAAAAAAUAACAAAAUUUGUGUUGACAUAAAAUCACGUUUUUUUGCGCAAAAUAUAAAAAGAGUAUCAAAAAAGCCUUUUGCGGCCAGAGACUUGACAGAAGAUAUGACAAAAAUCGAAGAAAAAUCUCAAAGUUCUGUUGCAAUCAAAAAGGAUUUGUAUAAUGAUUUAUCACCGCAAGCCAAAGCUGAUAUACAUAAAAAUAAAAUAUCCAAUUUAGAAAACAAAAUGGAUCAAGUGUCUUCUGAUGGUACCGCCGUAAUUAAUGAUACUGUAGUUACAAACAUAACUUCAGUUGUAAAAAGAAAAGAAAUUAUUGAAAUAUUGUCUGAUUUAGAGGAAGAUAAUUUAAGUCACUCGAGUUAUACGCAAACUACGUUAUACUCAACUCAAAGCUCGUCCAACAGUCUAGUUAAUAGUCAAAAAUGUUUGGGUUUGGCUAAGCCUAAGAAAAAAACAAAUUUGUCCACUAAAGGGAACAAAAGUGUUAAAAGUGAUUCGAAACAGCCAAAAUUAAGUAUGUUUGGUUUCCAAAAACGACCAACUUUAAAGAAAAUUUAGGAAAUUAUGCUAUAGAUAAUAUCGGUUAAAACACAUAUUAUUAUGGUUAUAAGUCAAAAGCUGGAGUUACAUACCACGCGAAGCUCUUAUGCUUACUUAAACAACCUAAUGCGCCCACAUGCGUUCUUUUGGCUGAGUUACAUAUCAUGCGCCUUUUGCUUCUCACGAAUUUUUAAAAAUCAGCUUAUUUACGACAUUUUCAAAGUAAAUUUCAAUGGGAAAUGACAAUAAUGAGGUUUAAUACGAUUUUAAUAAAUGAAUUUCUCUAAUUUACGGACUGCAAAACAAAUUUUGAACAGUAAACAUAUUCAGAUCAUAUGUUUUGCGCCCUCAAACGCGUUAAAAGUUGGCAGUUGGGUAACAUAUUCCGUGCGUGCAUUUGUUGUGUAACUCACACAAUACAAACCAACCUAUUUAAUGGAAGCGUAAUUGCGCGUAAGUGCUGCGCGAGGUAUGUAACUCCACCUUGAAGAAAUACUUACGGAUCUUCGGUAACUAAAUAGUUGCGAUCAUCAUAUGAUAACAUUGGUUUAAUUUCUCCCAAUGAUAUGCCAUACAAUCGACGCAGCAAACUUUCAACGUCCUCAUUAGUUACUUUAGGCUUUAUAUCAGAGCCUGGCUGGAGACAAGCCUCAGAAUCAGUUUUUGUUUCAGGUAGCGUAGCGACCUUUGGCGUUUCCUGUUCCUCGUUAUUGUUGCACGUAGUCUUAGGUGUUGCGUCGUAGUUAUGAUUUAAUGUAUACGAUUUCCGACGUGAUAUAUUAGUUAAUUCCACAUUAUUCCACGCAUCGUCCAUUUUCCGCUAAUUCAAUUAGUCGUAGCAAGUAUUGAAU